AGUGGCUCUUUAUAAGAGCAAAACUAGAAACAACAUGUCAUCUUCAGAAGUGUCUUUGUGAGCUGAAAAACUGCCAUCAUUCACAGAGCAGAGCAACAUGUUUUGUAUGCUGUGGAUCAUCUUUCAGACAAUGGCUCACCUGGUGGCGGCUGGAGGACAGUCUUCAGGUAGUGGUGAGGGUGGUGGUGGUGGCGGCAAUGGAGGAGUUGUGAAUGGAGGCAUGGUCGGUAAUGCUGUUAACCCAGGGGUUAGGAAUGGGCUUGCCUUAAAUGGGCGACCCUUUCUGGCACAGGUAGUACCAGUUGGUGGAUCAUUACUUAUUCAACAAUCGAGUGCACUUGGUCAGGCUGCCAUGCCCCAGCUGGUCCCCAUUGGUGCUCUUCAGCAGGGUGGGGCACUUCCUGUAGAACAGUUGGGAGCAGCCAAUGGCAUACCACUACAACAGGGACAGCUUCCUCAACUAGCCAAUGGGGUUGUACCAUUAUUUGCAGUUCUGCCACAGGCAAAUGGCAUUGGAGGCCCCCAGGCUUCAAUGUUGAUGCAGAUUAUUCCUGUGGGUGGAGGAAACAACAUCCAGCAGCCAGCUGCUGGAGGGAAGGCAGGCAAAGCUAGAGUCAAGCAUUCUGUCCCUUUCCAUGGAAUGGCCACAUCAACAAGAACAAAUACUCCACUGACGAAGGUGACUACUGGAGAGGUGGAAGAAUCCUCUGGCUCUGACUCACCAGUGAAUGCUGAAGUGAGGCUGAGCAUCUCAAACCUGAACAGCAUUCUAACUACGGUUGCAAAAAAAUUCUGGUAACUGGGAUGUGUGGAAAGUGGGAAAGUUAACAGAAUUGUGCAACCCAAAAUUAACUAUAUAACCUGUAAUAUCAAGCACCAGAAUCUCGUCAAGCUGCCAAUUCCAGAUGACAAAUUACCUCCACAGGCGUUACCUUCAAUUCCUGGGUGCACUACUAUAACUUGCUGUGUUGCCUUCUUGUUUGUCCCCCCCUUUACUUCAAAAUAUAUCUCUGAAUAAACUUGAUGAAAGAAAAGUGUUAUUCCAGUCUCCUUUGACAGAAACUAAAACUAGAUUAACAGACGGUCUGACUGUAUCUCGACUGUGUGUCCAUAUACAUGUUUUGUAACAACGUUCCCAAUAUACUGGACAUGAUGUUAUCACAGCUGAUGUCUUUGAAUA
This is a messenger RNA of Oncorhynchus tshawytscha (Chinook salmon), 1180 nucleotides long. RefSeq lists its product as uncharacterized. NCBI's taxonomy places the organism in Eukaryota, Metazoa, Chordata, Actinopteri, Salmoniformes, Salmonidae. The record is from RefSeq and is a predicted model, not a curated record. Bases 98 to 799 code for a protein of 233 amino acids. The transcript has 9 exons.